GACUAGUGGCCGCCAUAUUGCAUUAGUAUGGUGGCAAGGGAUCAUUUACUAAUGCCUAAUUUGUAAUUUUAUAAAUGUCUAAAAUAAUUAUGUACUCAAAAUUGUUGGUGUCUGUUUAUUCCUAAGUUUGUUUACGUUUUGAGUUUGGUUUCAAUUCAUAAUAAGUGUAUAGUGUACAUUAAAAGUAUAUAAAUUUGUUCUGGGUUCCACCAUUGAAAUAACCAAGUAGUGGCCGAGUACCAGAAAAGGUUCACCGACAGCGCAUUGCAGACUGGAGUAGGUUUACUCACAUGGAAUGUAGAUUCAUAUCACUAUGAAUGGCAUAAUAAAUUGUACUAUGGAAAAUCCGAUAGACACCUCUGUCUCGAACCCUUCAGACAAUUUACAAAAUAACAAGGAACCUGCAUCUGAAGGCUGUGAUAAUGCAAGCAAUGUCUGUGAAAAUAGCAAUCAUACUGAGGACAGUAAUCACUUAGACAGUGAAAGCAGCCAAGGAGGUACAGCUAACAGUACCGAAGAAGAUAUAGAGAUUGACAAUAGUAAUUGCAGUGAAAGUCAAGAUGUUGAACUCGAAUUGGCCACAGAUGUGCAUGAUCUGGCAGAUCAGGAUGGUGAAAUUGAUAACGAUAAUAUAAUUUUUAUGGAUAGUAAUUGUGGCAACAGUAAUGAAUCAUACCCAGACUCAUUGACAGGCUGCCAUGUCAAAUCUGAUGUUAAUGAUGAUUUGCUGCGUAAACUAAUGAUACAAAAAAAUAAAGAAGCUGAAGCAGCAAGAGCUAUGGGUAAAAACACCACUAGCAUCACACGCAUUACUGAAAUUACUCCAGAAGAGAAUUCUGAUACUAUGCUCGACUCAGAAGUUGACUCUUCAGAUGAUGAAAUAUAUGAUUGCGAAACUAGGGCAGAAGACACAGUAAGUAUUAAUUCUGAUAGUGAACCAGAAAGAAUAGAUGAUUACCCAGAAGGGGGUGUAAUUAAAAUAAAAAAUAAGAAUAAUGUAAUAGUAUUAGCAAAUGAAGAUUCUCCCAGUCAAAAUGGAAACUCACAUGGUUCACCAAGUCCAGAAGUUCAAGAAAUUGAAAGUGAUAAUGAUGACUGUCUUGUGGAAGAAGAAAAACCUAAUAGUGAUAACAAAGUACAACUGCGCCGUAGUAGUAGAGCUAUUAAGCGUAAAAAAUAUAACGACGAAGUCGAAAAUGGUGGACAUAUGUCUGACUUAGAUGAAGUUGCACCAGAAACCAUACACCGCAAAAAUAAGCCGAUUGUUAUUAAUGAUACUAAGGCUUUAGUUGAAAUGGCAGCCAGGCAGAUGAAAUUAAAUCAAAAUAAUAAUCAGAAGAAGGAACCAACUGUUGUUAUCAUAGACACUAAUGCCUCACAUUCUGAAAAAACUUCAGCACCACCUAAACCUACUGGGUUGCCAAUAAGUUCUAGUUUAAGUGCACAAAGUUUAUAUCAAAGCAUUGUUGCCCGUGGGACAACAGUGACACCCGUUAGUAGCAAGUCGAGUGUGGCAGCACAGAGUUCAUCCCAACCUGCACAGACUUCUAUACUACCGUCUUUAACAGAUGAUAUGUUUGUAGUUGAAGCACCUUCAUUUAUUGUGCCCUAUGUUUAUGAAAAGCCUUCUGUAAAGCCCUUCAGAGAAUUUGUAGACCUGUUGGGUAAGGAGUUGGAUGACCAGAAAGCCAAAGAAGAAAAAGAAAAACAAAGUAAGGAUACAAAACAGAAACAAGAUAAAAAAGAAAAUGGUGAUGAGGGUGCUUCGGAAGAUUCUGAUCCUAAAAGUUCAUCGGCACAGUCUGAACAAGCUAAAGAAGUUGAUGACAAGAAGAAGAGGAAAAAAGAGAAACGGAAGAGAGGCGGCGAAGAAGACGAUGCUUCUUGGGAUGGUGACACAUUCACAGACUCAGAGGAUGAAAUCCUAAUGAGUGAUGAAGAAAAUAAGACUAUUAUUAUUAAAGAUAAAGUUGAUUCUAUUGAAGAGAUAAAAGAUGUUGCAGAUUUAACUGUAGAUAAGGUGUGCUCAAACAAAACUGAUAAUUAUUUCGACUGCUCCCUUGGAAAGUUUUUUAUUAAUAUUGGCUUAGGUCUUGUUCAGGAAUAUGUACAAAGUGAUUUAUUAAAACAACAGACACGAAAAUUAAAUCGUGAGAAGAAGACCGGACAUAACACUAAAAACACUGAAUCGUCUAUUGCUUCUUUAAUAAAGAAUAUUGAAUUCAGCAAAGAAAAUAAUGCGCCUUAUUCCUUUACACAAAAUAAAUGCGAAUUUUGUAGUUUUAAGACAGAAUCUAAGUUGGCAAUGGCCCAUCACUUGGAGACUCCUCAUAUGAAGAAUAAUGUUUACAAAUGUAACUUUUGUCCAUUCGAAAUACGAAGUCCUCAUGAUAUUUUGUAUCAUAUGGAAGCUGAGCAUAAUGUUAGAGGAAAGUUGGAGAGAGCACCCGCGUACCACCAGUGCGCUAACUGUCCUUUUGAGGACAACGGCAAGGGAAAAUUGGCACGUCAUCUAAUACCGUGUGCCAAGAAAUUCAAACCUGAAACUAAUUUGGCUCCACCGCUUGAAUGGGAACCUCCUGCUAAGAUACCAAAGAUAACGAGAUCCCGGAAUAAUAUGAUGGGUUCUUAUCAAAGCACAUUCAAUCGAAGUAAUAUGCAUAACAGUCAGGGGCGACAGUCUUCUAACAUGUCUAAUGCAAUGCCAGGUCUAAGUUCCUCAUACAGGCCACGGGGCCGGACCCCCAUGUCCGUGCCGCCACGUGCCAUGCCUGUCCAUGGCGUGCCCAUCUUGCGCGGCGGUGUGAUGGUCAGGCACAACGCACCCGUCCUUAUGUCCUCAAAUUAUCCUGCUGCAAAUAAUACUAAGCAGAAGUCAGUGCAUCAGCCAUCGAUUUCCAUUACACCUUUACCAAGACAACCACCACCUGUGCAGCUCCCACCUCCUGCCAUCAACUCGAAGAGUACUUUCGUUAUUUGUGAGAUUUGUGAUGGUUAUAUAAAGGACCUUGAACAGUUACGGAAUCACAUGCAGUGGAUACACAAAGUCAAGAUACAUCCUAAGAUGAUCUACAACAGACCACCACUUAACUGCCAAAAAUGUCAAUUUAGGUUUUUCACGGAUCAAGGUCUCGAGCGACAUUUACUGGGUUCCCACGGCCUCGUCACGAGUUCAAUGCAAGAGGCCGCCAAUAAAGGAAAAGAUGCGGGCAGGUGUCCCGUAUGUGGCAGGGUAUAUCAAUGGAAGUUACUGAAUCACGUGGCGCGAGACCACAACCUGACGUUGAAACCAGCUCAUCUAUCGUACAAAUGUACCGUAUGCACAGCUACAUUUGGAAUGUACAAACAGUUUGAGAAUCAUGUGUAUUCGGCCCACAGUGUUGUGGCCAAACGAGUCAUGGACAAAAGCAAGAGUUCUGUGCCUGCAAAGACUAAUAAUAGUGAUACUCUUUUGAAGCCAUUAAAAAUUAAUGAUGAGAUUACUAUAAUACCGCAGCCAGUGAAGGGAGCGGCUGAAGAUGAUGAUUAAGAAGUGAAGGUGGCAGAGGUCGCCGUAUCUUCGGGCUACGAGCUUGCCGGUGCCUUCGAGCCACGAUGUUACGGAGGGCAGAGCCCAUCGCCGGGCGUGGUGGGACACUUAGUACCAGUGUACAUUCCAACUUAGCCAAUAAAGCUUUAUAAAACGCUACCUAGAUUUAGACAUAAAAAUAUUACGUAUGGUAAUUAAAUGGCUAGUUUCGAACGAUUUUAAAUAUAAUACUUCACCUUGUUGUGGCAAUGUAGGUAUUUAGACUUCUAAAAGAGUAUCUUACACUGCCUUGGCUUUAAAAGCCAGUGAUAUAUUAUUUAUAUCAUAAAUUCGAUUACGGGAUGUAGACUUUCAAUUUGGUUUUAUACAAGUAAUUAUGUACGGUGGUUGUUUGUAAUUUUUGAUGUUGUAAAUUUUGGUAACAUUUAACGUAAUUUUAAUAAUAUGGAUUGUGAGGAAUGUACACCGGUUACGCAGAGAGAUAACUCACGUAAAUGCUAAAUAUACCUCAGCGAAUCUUAGAUUAUAUUGUAAUUUUAUGUAAGGUAUUAUAAUGCUAUGCCGUGAGGGGUAAGGUGGAAAUUAGAACUUGUAUUUGAUUUAUGCAGUAGUUGAAGUGUGGGAAGGUCACAGAAUGAUCUUAGCAGAUCAUGGCAAAUCAAAGGCCGCACGUAUCUAAAAACUGGCAGGUAAACGUAAAAAGUUUUAUUAGAAAACGCUCUUACCAUCCGGUAUGAGAGAAAAUUAGUGUUUAUGUUUAUUAUGAAGAAAUUGACAUUGAAAAUUAAUUUUGCUUGUAAUUUUUUUGUAUGAAAAACAUAACAAGAGUCUAGAGACGUAUUUAAAUUGAUAUGUUGUCAAUCCACAAGACGUGGUUGAUAUCAAACGCUAUACGAACUGAGAGGUUUGUACGUUAUACGAGCUCUACUAAGUUUACCGACUGUAACAAAUAUAAUUUAUAAACUGAUAGUCUACAUACUUUGUAAGUAGAUUUUGUCAAGCCUAGGUUGAGUGGGAGAAUGACUGUAGGGUUAUAGAAUAAUAGUAUUUGAGAGAAGUGGAAUGUUUUAACUGCAAGUCUGAAAGUCAUUGGUUUUACAAACACGUAUAAUUACCCUAUACAAUUAAAAGCAAUGAUCGGCUAGCUUUAUGUCAUUCAAUUACCAGAUUUAAAGAUUGCGAAGUUAAAUAGGUACGUUACAUAGAAAUUGAGAUUGAUUUGCGUCCUAUUGAUUUCAUUUGCGUAUAAUAUGUGAAAGUUGACAGGAAUGAACAGCGUUUUAAAUGAAAUUUACAAAGUUGUAAAACAGUAAAAAACAAAGAUCAAAGCUGACGAGAAUCUAAUAAACAAUUAUGUAUUUAGUUAUUUCCACACUUCUUUACAGAACAAUAUAUUUUACGUUAAUCUCCUAUCCAUAGACAUGGAAUUUUCAUUCCAAAAUAAGGGACCAACUUCGACACAGGUACAUAUUUUAUCAAAUAAAAUAAAAACAUGCAAAGUCAGACUAUAUGCCAAGCCUAUCGACUUCUAUUUUUAACCGACUUCAAAAAAAGGAGGAGGUUCUCAAGUCAACCGUAUUUUUUUUAUGUAUGUUAAUCCAUAUCUCCGGCAGUUAUAGACCGAUUUGAGAAAUUAUUUUUGUUGUUGAUAAAAAUCACAUACAGCACUUACUGUAAAGUGUGUGGUUGAAAGUAUAUCUUUUGAGUCAAGUCUAAGUCUAUGGGCUUCUGAUAUUAAAUUGCGUUUUUAUCAGAAAAUUAAGCAAACAUCUUACAGUUUUAUUCGAAAAUGUAAAUUUUUCAGAUUUCAUUCAUAAUGCUGUUCAUAAUAUUCUCCAAUUUACAAUUCUAUGCCAAUGAGUACAAUAUUGUGUUUCGAGCAGAGCCCUAUUUCUCAAAUUAUUUGUAAAGAGAAAGUUUACAUCUAAAUAAUAAUUGCCAAUAUUGCCAGUAAAUCCUGAAAACUAGAAUUUUCUACGUUAAGUUUUUAUUAUAGUUAUUUAUUGAAAUUUUGCGACCUACAAUUUCUAGUCCGGAAAUAGGUGUAGGGGCCGGGCUCUGCUCAGCGUUAGGCUACCCCGCCGUUCUUGGCGCAUACGAAGAUAUAGUAUGUGUUUUACAGAAUGUUGAGUUUUCUGUCUUUGCAAAGUUACGUUAUUGGUAAUUGAACCAAACAAAUGAUUAUAGAGCUAAGUUGACGAAGACUAAGUUAAAUGAUAAUUAAUUAAAAUAUUAUUAAGGGCCUGUAUCACAACGUCCGGUUAGGAAAUAGGGGAAUUUAAUAAAUUAAAAACUGAAAUAGGUGUGUAUAUUUAUUAUGAGAUUGUCAGAAGUAAACAGACUUUAAGAGUGCCGACAAAGGAUCAAACGUAGCGCCGGUAAAAAUUACAUCAAAGUUGCGAUAUAAGUAACAGAACGUGUAAUUUUUGGCUCGGUUUUACUAGUUCACAUAUUUUGCAAGCAUUUCGACCAAAAUAUAUGUUUCAGGGUAAAUUAAAUUUUUAAUCAGAUAUGAUAGUAGUAAUAGUAAUACACAUAGUAAGUUUCAUAUCACAUUUUGCGGAGUUUAGUAAUUAGAAAAUAUGCAAACGAGAUGGCAUGUGUCCCGCCUCCACGUAAUUAUCGGUGUCCGAUGCCGUCUUACGUGUUAUCUCUGAUUAGUACUGUGGCAUAAUAGUUCAUACAACUUUUAUCACGACUGUUAGGAACCAUCAACACGACUCUAUUGAAUUGGCGCACAGUAAGGUAAUUAAGAGAAUAAAUGUGAUUAAAAUAGGAAGAUUGCCUAUGCUGCAUAUAGUUACGAUAUAUUAAAAACAACUUGUGUUGUUUUUCAUAGAUCUUAUAAAUAUUGAGAUGUUUUAUUUACAUAAAGAUAUUAAUACUUAAAUAUAUAGCUUACUAAACAAUCAUUAUAUUUACCAAGAGUUUAGUUUGGUGCAAUAGAUAUCUAUAUUUCGUAGAAUGUUACCUGGGCUAGUAUUAUAAGCCGGCUCUACACUUACGGCGUGAACCCGCAAUAGUACGCGACAACAGUGAAUCACAAUUAAUGUAGAUGUUGUUCAGUCCUCGUCCCACCUAGCGCCGUCUGCGACCAGUGUCGGUUUUUUGGCUCGCGACAAAAGGUUUGCGGUACGUGAACGUGAAUGCAUCCCCACUUAGUUUUUCGUAGUAGCGUUAGGCAGACCUACUUCGAAAAAUCGAAUUUCAAAGUACCGUUCUUUAUUUUUGACCACAGAACAUAAAUGAUUGAAGUAGAUUUUCAACAAAAAAGUGGAUUAAAUUGCAACAGAAAUCAUGUCGUCGUCGACGCGAAAAUGACUGAAUUUUUGCUAGUAGAGAGGUACACAGUUCAAGCGCGGAUCGCGGCACGACUUCAUGCUUGAGUGCAGAGCCAGCAGUAGUUGCGAAGCCCGUCGCUUUGUUACAUUAUGUGGUUAGGUCCAAUAUUGAUAGGAGGAUAAUAUAUGCUACUGUUUGACGAAUAUUGAUAUUAUCUGCAAUCGCGUUGCAAUAUAAAAUAUUCUUAGUAAAUGUUUCAAUAUUUCAUAAAUAUGAUUAGACGGGUUUUUUGUUUAAUUACAAAUAUGUUUUUUUAAAUUUCCUCUUUUUCCAAAAAUAGGUAUUCUGUUAUCACUAAUGCAAAUGACAUUAAUUAAAGUCUAGUUUCCAGUAUCAAUAAAUAUUGAUACAGCGCUACCGUCUGAUAAUAUUUUACUGAGGGCUUAGUACGAGUUGGUUUUAUAUGUUUAACGUGAUCGAAGCGAUAGUGCGUUUGGCGCUCUCAUUGGUUGGUUCAUUUAAGCCGGCCAAUCAGAGCGCCGACCGCGUUCUCGUUUCGAUUUCGUUAAACGUGAAGCAAACUCGUACUAAUGGUGUACUGAAAUCUUCAUAUAAACUGACUGAUUUGAAAUUUGAAUGAAUUGUUUUUGUCAUUUUUUUUUUUGUAAUGAUUAUGACAUUUCAUUAUUUAUAUUUACCAUGUGACACAUGUUUUACAAAUUAUAUUAUUAUGUACCUUAAUAACACAAUUUCAAAUAUAUAAUAUAUAGUUUUUAAACUAUAUGGUGAAUCUACAUUGGCAAAGAUUUUCAUGCAAUAGCGAGUGAAUUUCAUUGAAGUAUUAUGAUUUUAAUUGAACUACCUAUAUAAUAAAUAAUAUUUAAUAUUCGCCAACGUGGAAUAGCCAUAGACAAACUAAUGAUGCUUAAAAUCGAAGGAGCCAUACGAUAUCAAGAGCCAGUUUUAAAACUACCAUAUGGGUACGUUCCUGAUAUAUUUAACUGGCAAAUGUAAUUAAUAUUAAUUCCGAUCCAUUUAAAAUGUUUUAGAUAAUAGCUAUCCAAAACCUUUUACGUUACCCGUACGACUUCCAAUUGUAAUGAAUAUCUUAUAAAAAUUACAGUUGUUUUUAUAGAACUUUGCCAUUAUUGAAAUAAACUUUGAUUAUGCAUAUUUUAUAACUGAAUUGAAUAACUUAUCUCAAUCUAAAAUCUGUAGAUUCAGGAAGAUUUUGGACAGUAAUAUGCAGUUUCUGUCAAAAAUCGAUCCUAAUCUAUAGAUUUCGGGUUGAGAUAGGUUAUCAAUUUCGGCCAUAAGUCGCAUUAUUUAGUCUAAUCAUUUGGUUGGAAAUAUUGGUUGGAGAUGCCUGGAAAGUUUACCAGGAUUGUUGAAAAUUUACACUUAUGUAGACUUUGGUUGGAAAUUGGAAAUAGCACGCCAGAAUCUACAAAACUGUAAAAUUUCAUCACGCCCGGAAAAUAUUUCAGGCACACUACACUAGCAAAUGAUCAGCUAAUUGUAAAUCUAAUUAUUAUUGUGAUUAUAUCAUUAUCAUUUGAAUAGCAAUAGCUGCUGUGUUAAUACAAAUAAGUUUAGACACAUAGCGUAAUAAUUAAUAUAUAUUAUACAAAGCCUAAAUUUCUUUUUAAUUGGGCUAUGUUGAUGAAUGUUUGUGUUUAGGAUGGGGCAUUCCUAAUGAAUGAAGAUUAUAUAUGAUUGUAAUAGUACCGGAGGUGCGUGGUAAAUAUUUAUUAUUUAAACUUAGGUUGUUAAACUAGCUUUUAGUUAAAUUGAGAGUAAAAUAAUAACUUAAAGAUUUAUUUUCUGCUAUUGUGUUUUCUUUUCGACCUAUGUGUUUCGAACUUGAGUGAUUGCGAGUAGUGGAACCUGAUUGAUUUCAUAAUACUUAAACGAAUACGAUCCAAAAGUUUUGUAUAAUUUUGUUAUCUUGUAAAUAACAGGUAUCAUUAAGUAUUUGUAAUAAAGAUACCUUACCAUUA
Molecule: messenger RNA, 8811 nt
Organism: Spodoptera frugiperda (fall armyworm)
Lineage: Eukaryota; Metazoa; Arthropoda; Insecta; Lepidoptera; Noctuidae
Gene: MEP-1
Exons: 9
Coding region: 314-3529 (1071 amino acids)
Biological process (GO): regulation of gene expression
Cellular component (GO): nucleus
Source: RefSeq, a predicted model, not a curated record